AUGGCUAUCCCAAGUUGGAGGUGGGUUCUUGCUCAGCGUCCAUUCUCCGCUCGCAUACGUCAGUGCCUGGAAGGGUGGACGUGGUUGGACAAGCGUAUCUGUCAGCUGCUCUUCUCGAAAUCCUCACGCCGUUCUUUUCAGGCUGUUUUUGAGGCGAUUCAAUAUGAGAAGCAGGAAGUGGUUCCUCCCCCGCCGUCUUUGUUCACGUGGAAUUAUCGUGUAAUUGAGAGACUGGAGUAUAUUCGUAUUUUGCCAGACAAAAAUGUGUGCAAGGAGUCGGAUGGAGGAGAUGAGCUGCGGGGGCAAGGACAUUUUGUUGGAUGGAUAAAAUACAAUUUGGGAAUACGUAAUUGUGUGGCGAAUCCGCAUUUGCUGCGUAACUCUACACUCGAACAAGGUCAGGUAAAUGGACUUGAUCGCUACAGGUGCAUAAUCUACUUGGUGUGGCCGCCUGUGUUUGUCAGAGAUGAUUUUGAGGCCACCGUGAGAGCAUUGGCACCGCAUCAGAUAUUGAAUGUCGCAGUGAUAGGGCUGGCUGGACAGCAUAAAUCAAGUGCGGUGAAAAAUCUCCUGCCGUUCCUUCGGCUGCUUGGUGGAUUCAACAGAUCUGUACUGGCUGAUGCGUCGGUGAAUUGGCGAUUGUGGUGCAUCACGUUCCGUGAAAGAAAGUUUAUUAAUUGGUAUAAGAUGAUGAGAUGGACCCGUUACCAAUUGAUCGACAAGGGGAUCGAGGGUGACUCUGUGGCGAAAAAGAUGGAGGAAAUAGUUAUGUACUAUGUCUUCGUUGCUGCUAUCAAGUUUGCAGCUGUGCGUUUAGUUCAGCGAACAUGGCCAGAAGUUGGUUUGGAUUUUGUUGUGGCCCCGAUACCACCUCUGCACGGCAUGGAUGAAAGUUGUUCUAGUACCAAAGGCCUCAUUCUCUGUGCUUGUCAACUCCCUGCUACUCUUGUUCGGCGUGCUUUGACUGGUGCCACCUGUUUCGUGUGCACACUCAUCACGAGGGAUUGCAGCCUCACGUUGAACUGCUCUUCAUCCGAUCCACUCCCAUUUCUACCAGUCUUCGCUCUUGCCUCUUGA
Molecule: messenger RNA, 1077 nt
Organism: Hydatigera taeniaeformis
Lineage: Eukaryota; Metazoa; Platyhelminthes; Cestoda; Cyclophyllidea; Taeniidae
Source: the annotation of a GenBank genome assembly